UCGGUCAUGUGAUCAGCUGUGUCCAAUCACAGCUGAUCACAUGGGACAUCUACACUGAUCAUCAGAGCACUGAUGAUCAGUGUGCCCUGAUGAUUAGUGUAGCCCCAGCAGUGCCACCUGUCAGUGUCCAUCAGUGCCAUGUGUUAGUGCUCAUCCAUGCCACCUGCCAGUGCCCAUCAGUGCCACAUUUCAGUGCCUACCAGUGCACAUCAAUGCCACAUAUCAGUGCCCAUCUGAGCUGCCUUUCAGUGUCACCCAUCAGUGCCAGUCAGUGCCACCUUUCAGUGCUGCCAAUCAGUGCCACCUAUCAGUGCCGCCUAUCAGUGCCAGUCAGUGCCGCCUAUCAGUGUGCGUCAGUGCUGCCUAUCAGUGCCCGUCAGUGCUGCCUAUCAGUGCCCGUCAGUGCUGCCUAUCAG
Messenger RNA from Staurois parvus, 416 nucleotides. The record is from the annotation of a GenBank genome assembly. Lineage: Eukaryota; Metazoa; Chordata; Amphibia; Anura; Ranidae.